AUGAACAAUACGGCUUCUUUACCGACUGACAUUGGCCCACCAGCUGGCUACCAUGUCAACUUUGAUGAUCCCCAACGACUAGCUGUUCGCGAGGCGUACUGGCUGGGGGGAACAGGCCUGCUUGUUAGCUUCUUAUUUAUGGCGCAGCGAAUGUACACGCAGGUCAUCAUACUCAAGUGCUUUCAAUUGGAAGAUGCUCUUUUUCUUAUCGCUUGGAUCACGUCGUUGGUGGUGGAAAUCAUGUCUCUCCGUACGGAGAUCCGUUUCAACGAGCUGUAG
Molecule: messenger RNA, 279 nt
Organism: Pochonia chlamydosporia 170
Lineage: Eukaryota; Fungi; Ascomycota; Sordariomycetes; Hypocreales; Clavicipitaceae
Exons: 3
Coding region: 1-279 (92 amino acids)
Source: RefSeq, a predicted model, not a curated record